This is a messenger RNA of Pecten maximus, 2951 nucleotides long. RefSeq lists its product as uncharacterized. Lineage: Eukaryota; Metazoa; Mollusca; Bivalvia; Pectinida; Pectinidae. The transcript has 9 exons. The record is from RefSeq and is a predicted model, not a curated record. The coding region runs from base 458 to 1267 and encodes 269 amino acids.
ACAUGCCGGACCCAGGAAUUAGUAGGAAAUGAUAUGGAUAUGCUUUCUCCGGAGUAUCGCUUACUGUCAAUGAUAAAUUUAAAGUAUUGUGAUAUAUGAAGUUGUAUGAAUAGAAAUAAGGACGAAUAGCUGGAGAGAACAGGAGAGAGAGAAAAACCAAAGGAAUGGAGCAAGAACAUGAAAUAAGAAAGGACAGAAAGAUGUCAUUACCUCUGCUAACCACGAGAUACCGUAACACAACCAGAUCAUAGAGGGAUUAGUGGCGACUGGACUAACGAAACUCCGGAUUGGUGGCGACUGGACUAACGAAACUCCGGAUUGGUGGCGACAGGACUUACGAAACUCCGGAUUGGUGGCGACUGGACUAGCGAAACUCCGGAUUGGUGGCGACUGGACUAACGAAACUCCGGAUUGGUGGUGACUGGACUAACGAAAUUCCGGAUCAGUGAUUAACAAGAUGAUAGAGCCCCCGCUAUACUCGCCCCACCCCGCGGGCACAGCUGUAGUCACAACGACCGAGGACAUACAUGUACCCUCUCCCCCUCCGACCCCUCCCCCGGACUACCAGUCAGUUGUCAUGCAAGAUGAACCUGUUGGUCUACCAUUCUCCCAAGAACGUCGAGAGGAACAUAAUGGAGGCAUACAGGUGGUGGCGACCAUUGAUAUUCUUCCACCCUUACCGGAGUACCAGCGUGAACCUGGGUCAGAAUCGCCUCCGUCAUACGAGUCCCUGUUCGGCCGUGUAAAGGCUGCCCAGCAGUCGUCCAGCUCCACUUUCGUUUUCUGCAGUUCAUUGUGUAAAGUGAUUCUUAGCUCAGCCUUCUGUAUGAUUGUUCUGGCUGUCCUCUCCGCACUACCAAUCGCAGAAAUAGUCAUAGGUUCGAUGUACAUGGACGAAUGUCCCGUGGCUAAAUAUGUACCUGUGUAUUUGGUUGUAAUCGGAGCUGUAUGUCUUGUUAAGUUUCUAUCCAUCGUCUGUCAGAACAUCCAUGACCGGCAGAAUGAGGAUCAACGCAACAGCCAGACCAACGGGUUUGACCAAAUCCUCAACAUCUUCCUCUUGGUGUGGUUUAUACUUGGUAACCGCUGGGUAUACGGGGCACAUACUGUGUGGGUGUCAGACCCUGCCUCGGCGCUCUACUGUCACCCAACAUUGUACUACUUCGCCUAUUGGAGCAUCACCUCGUUUUACAUAUUCUGUGGCGCAGCGUGCUUGGGUAUGUGUGUUAUGACGUGUAUAUGUGGAAACAAUAGGGCGCAGAGGUAACCCUCAUUGGACUGAAGGACACAUGCUUAAGUGACGGACAUGUACCUGUCUCAAUUCAAAGAUGGAUGAAAACUCACCUCGCAGGACAAAAUGACAAUACACCUGCCUCAUUAAGCAGGCGACAUUGACUUGGACUCCGUCUGCCCUGUGUUAUGUAAAAUCUGUGAUAUCGUUACAUUCUAAGCAGUAUUGGUGCAUAUUACUUCAUAGGACACGUGACCAUACUCUCCAUCUACACAAAUACAAGUGUAGAACAACAUGAAUUGUGACCUGUGGCAGAGCGACGUUGAUGCUUAAGACUAUAAACGAUUCUUUAACAUUGAUGGGCUUCCAUUCCCGUUCCACGUGCUUCCAUUCCUGUUCCACGUGCCUCCAUUCCCGUUCCACGUGCUUCCAUUCCCGUUCCACGUGCCUCCAUUCCGAUUAUACAUUCUACAAUUCCGGUACCACGUGAGUUUCUAUUCCCGUUCCACGUGUUUCCAUUCAGAUACACGUGCUUCGAUCCCCGUUCCACGUUCAUUUAUUCCGUUUUACGUGCUUCUAUUCCAGUUCCACGUUCUUCCAUUCCCGUAUCACGUGCUCCUUUAUUCAGUUAGACGUUAUUAAUACAUUGUGUCCGUUUUAUCCACGGAAUUAUAGCCUCACCAACGCGUGAAUCAAAACGACCAUCCUGUUUACAUAAAAUCCUAUAUCAGAAAGUCUUGUUCAUUAAUUUCGUGUAUGAUAUUGAUAUUGAAAGUGGGAUUUAAGAUGGAGGGAUGAGGGUGCAAAUAUCAUCAACGUUGAGUUGGUUCAGUGUUUGUUUUCCUCGAAUCUUCCAUUCUAAGUUGGGUAUUGAUUUAUUAGAAUGUAUCAUGUAACGUUAUUGUUUUACAUGCGUGGUUUAUUAUUUAUAUAAACAUGGACACUCCAACACGGACACCGUCCAACAAAUUAAAGGAUCUGCCGAUUAGAUAAUAUAUGUGUCAAGUCCUCGGGCCGAUCCGUGUAUACAAAUUAUGACCUCUGUAACAUAUACAAUGUCACGUGAUGUAAAUUUAGGAAUAGUUGCUAUAUAACUGAAGUUUAAAUACGUGUUUUUAUUAAUAGAGUACGGCGUGAAGAUGUUUUUAAACAUUGCAGCUUGUACAUAUUUUUUGAUUUUGACAAUAUUUUAUAUAUAAAGUAGGUGUAUUAUAUUUUUUUAGCUCGUCUCUUCGGAUAAGAGUGAGUGCUUAUGUUGUCACUCCGGCGUCGGUUUUUGAAAUGUUAAGUUGUUGGUACAAGUGUUGAAAGGCAUAGUAAUGUAUGGUAAUAUGGUUCCUCUGGGGGUUAAACUAUCACCUGACGGAGUUAAACUAAAAGAUUUCUUUGGGGAAAAAACUGAUUUUUGAAAUUUUUUGCGUUAAGUGUUUGGUUCAAGUGUUGAAAAGUAUUGGUACAUCACUUUAUAAUUUUACUAGGGUGCUGAUAUUUGGCAAUAGAGUCCAACUAGAGUUAAACUAUUUCCUGCUGGAGUUAAACUUAAAGAUUUUGUUGAAAAAACCCAGAUUUUUCAAAUUUUUGGACUUAGAAUAUUUAUGCGAUAAGUUUUUGGUGCAAGUGUUAAAAGCUUUUAAUACAUCACUUUAUACUUGUACUAGGGUGCUGAUAUUUGGCAAUAGAGUCCCCCUGGAGUUACACUUUCCCUUCUUGGAGUAAAACU